AUGGCACCGAAUCCUUUUCUGCUAGCUGCAGACAAUAGCCCAUCUCUUCUUCCCUUGUUGAGAGACAAUCCAGAAAUUGCAAAAUCGCAAGACGAGCACGGCUAUUCCUUGGUACACGCUGCCGCAAGCUACAACCACCUUGAUCUCCUUCGGGCAUUGAUUAACGAGCUAAAUGUUGAUGUCAACAUCAAGGACGAGGACAACGAAACUGCCCUUUUCGUAGUAGAAACGGUUGGCGCGGCCAAGACUUUGGUCGAGCUUGGCGUCCAUGUCCAGCACAAGGGCCUCGAAGGCCUCACAGCUGCCGAGAGGAUUGCAGGCGACGCUGACUUCCCCGAGGUUGCGGCUUACUUGAACUCUUUGGACCCCGGACAAGCUGUUCGGCAGACUAGCUCGGGUGCCGCUGCACUACCAAUCGGGCUCGCUUCACCCCCGGAGGGCAUGCAAGUUACAUUCGGAACUAUAAAUGAAGCUGAGGUUCCAGCCGAGGUGGACUCGGAGUUUCAGCGUCGCAUUGAGGAGUUUGCCCAGCGCGAUGAUUUUAACACACCAGAGGGCCAGGCGGAUCUCAGAAAACUCGUCGAGGAUGCCAUUACAGACCAGGGACUUGGCGAGGAGAGAAGCACCAAGCCGAAACGAGUAUGA
This is a messenger RNA of Beauveria bassiana ARSEF 2860, 645 nucleotides long. RefSeq names its product ankyrin repeat-containing protein. The record is from RefSeq and is a predicted model, not a curated record. Bases 1 to 645 code for a protein of 214 amino acids. Gene Ontology annotation, molecular function: protein binding. Lineage: Eukaryota; Fungi; Ascomycota; Sordariomycetes; Hypocreales; Cordycipitaceae. The transcript has a single exon.